CCGCGUGCCUCUCAUUCGCACUGCAGACGUCGUUGCAGCGGUUCGCUCGCCACUGUCGCACCGUUACUUACAGCAAAGUGGGCCUGUAACCACACGACAUUUCAACAGCCGUUCGGGCCGGGGAGUGGUUACAAACACCAUCGAGAAAUACAAUCCAGCUACUUGGCUCACUGCAAACCGAAUAUUCGGACUUUUAAUCAUGCGGGGACUUUCGGUGUGGACUCUCCUGGCCGUCUUUUCUCUGGUGGCAGUGAAAGGUCUGGGCCAGGAUUUAAGCCUGUUGGAUGCUUUGGAUGAUGAAAAAGCCACUCCAACUCCAAAGACGAAACCAGCAGGAGGGCCAGGAGCAGGGAAAGGUAUUUCAGACCUGCUGGAAGAUAAAUCCACCAAAAAGCCUCCAGUCCUGCCAAAAGACCCAGUCAAACCCAAGCUCAUGCCAGAGGAAACCCACUCUGACCUCUUUGCGGCCACUGUGCGGCUGGGCUUGUUGCCACGCACAACUGCCAGGCCCGUCCGAACCUCUGCCCCUCCCCGCAAGGCCCAGGAUGAUCCAGGUUUUGAACAUAGUGAUGCUUUGGAACCCAACAACAUUGAUGACAAAGGAAAGGAGACUAGCAAAGGAGGCAACGAGUUUACUGACGACGACCUCUUGGAUGUGGGAAAAGACGACACCUACAAACCUGACAAAGGGAAAGGUGGGCGAGGAGGCGAUGGUGGUCAUUUGGGCCCUGCUGAUGAUGGCGAACCCGACACCAUGGCAGAGACGGGUACCAUUGCUGGCAUUGUGAGUGCCGUUGCCAUGGCACUGGUGGGUGCAGUAAGCGGCUACAUCUCGUACCAGAAGAAGAAGCUGUGCUUCAGCAUACAGCAGAGUCUUAAUGCAGAUGUGGUCAAGGCAGAAAAUCCAGAAGCUGUUGUGGCCCAGGAGCCUCAAGUUCAACAAACCCUUCUCCAGCCCCCUAAUGCUGAGCCCCCCACAGAAGGAAAUGCCGUGUAAGCAGCACCACACCAUUCAGCCUGAAGAGGGGGCGAUGCGAAACGCCCCCCCCAGCCCCGGUGGGGAAAAGCACCAUCUUUCCUAGCCUGCACCUGUUAUCUCUCAACUUUUCAAGGAACCCAUUAAGCUUGGUCACCUAACCAACAUUUCUGUAAAUAUCACAUUUAAUUUAUUGUUUGUUUGAUCGGUACUAAAAUGACUGUUUACAAUAUUAUUCCUAUGAAGAGGUGCAUUUGCAAAAAUGAAGUUUGAUAUGUGCUGUCAAGAUAUCGAGAAGGAUAUGUAUAUUUUGUUCUACAAAUGGUGAGAGACAAGCUUAGCUCAUACAUUACCGCUGCCCCGAGUUCCUCAGUCUACAUCACACAUAUGUGUGAACAUCACUGUGUAACUAAUGUGCACCAUUAAUCCAAAGCCAGUUAGACAGUUUACCUAAUGUUGGAAAAGCAAGAAACUGAAUAAUCUGUAUAAGUAAAUUUGUGUUGAAGUGCUUCAGAAAUCCACUUUUAAGAGGAAAAGCUUUACGCACUGGUUAUUGCGGAAGGUGACUUUAAAAUAGUCCCAGUUGCUAAAUAUUUAUUACCUUUUUAUGCACUUCCUUUUUACAUUUUAACACUUUUACAUGAUCUGUAUAUAUUUGCCCUGCUUUUACGGAGCGUUGUGAAGUGAUUGUUGUAAAUACGCAGGUUUUUGUGUCCUAGAAUCCGGUUUGCUUGUUUGUAGAGAGGGUACCGGGAGAGGAAGAUCAGACUGAGACUGAUAUUGAACACUGACCUAUAGCUGCUCACAUUUUAAUUUGCUUUCAGAAGUAACUGACAACUCAAAUGGGCAUACCUGUGUGAAAAGGUGAUUGUGUUGAUGAACAAACUGUGUUGAGUCUUGCUCUGGUUUUUUUGUGUGUGGGUUUGAUUAUUGAUAUGCCAAUUCAAUUGUAGCAUUUCCUUGUUUCUGAGGAAUAGGUGAAUUUAAUGUGAAGAAGAUGCCUAGGUAUUCUUGUACCAAGUAGGCCUAAAACCUCAAAUGCUUAGAAACUGAAGUCAUUCUUACUUGUUGGCUUCAGCAGCAUAUUACAUUUUCUAUUCCUUACUAUGGAAUUUGGCAUUUGGGGAUUUUUAAAGACAUCGUGCUUGUAAAUUGUUUAUUGCGUGUGUUCAACUUUGUAUUCGAAUAGUUGUAUCAGUGUAUCAUUAUACACACUUGUAGCACUACAUGUAUUGAAAUAUUUGUUCCCCACUCUUUCAGCUUUAGUAGAAUGGGGUUGUCUCAAUUUAUUCAUAUUAAUAGUAGGAGCGUUUUGGCGUUAGCUUUUUGUCUUUUUAAUCCUAGUACAAUCUGUUACACCUUUGCAGUUUUGCUGUUGCCUUAAAGACAUUUUUGGCUGUGUUCCAAUUAUCUUUGGUCAUGUGGCUAUGUUCUAGUUUGGUGUUUGUUCUAUUGCUCCCUUCCCACGCAGAAGAUCCCUACAAUUGAAAAGUCUCUUUCAACUGAGCUGUGUGUGCGGUUGCCUCCCUAAACUUAAGAACAUAACUAUAAAGACCAGAGCUUUUCUUUUUUUUGGCAGAUGCAGUAGUACAUUUUGAAGAAGAGGCAAAAAGAAUUGUAUUGGAACACAGCCUAUAUUUGCCUUCCCAAGAUCGCCCAGUGUUUUCUGUCUCCCAUUGCCUCCACUUUGUCACGCUCUGUUCCGAUGCACCUCCUUUAUCGCUUACCCCGCACAUGGAAGAACACGGCGGAGGGAAUACAGAGGGGAACACAGCAUGAUACUGAACACCAGCAACACUGGCUGCUUCAGCAGAAUGUGUCCAGACCAGAAAUGUGUGUGGUCAAACUCUUGAUAGGACAGUGCAGCAUCUCAAAGAGGAAUUUAAAACAGCCAAAAUAUCACCAAGUUCAAUUGCAAGGAAUUUCUGAACGUAAACAACCGACUUUUCGUCCAAUACACUGCUCAUUCUCGAACAUGCCUGCCUUUCGGCACUGAUGGGACAGUCGUGUCCUAUCAAGAGUUCGGUUCCAUGUCCACGGUUCCAAACUAACGAACAGAAUGUUUAUUGAAUGUAACUUUUCACUGUUGCCAUUUUCUUUGUUAGGAUACCACGGUGAUAUGUAGCAUUUGGGGCAUGUUAUUUGGCAGUAAUGCACAACACCAAAGAUAGGCUAAUAAGGUGCCAGAUAUACCAGAAGAGCUCUUGUAAUGGUGCUGUGAGCUCGUCCCUUUGCACAUGCUUUGGCCUACGUUCUCUUCAGUCAGAGGUAGUUGACUGUUCAGAUAGAGCUGGCUUGUAGUGACAUUUAAAAUUCACAAAUGCCUUGACCACUUACUCUCAUUUUCAACAGUGAAUCCAAAAGGAACAUUUCAGAGUUUGAUCAUCAUCAUUUGACUGUUAAAACCAGUUCCCCCGAUUGUCGGAUUCAGAUAGCCUUUGUAACUAUUGCGGCUUUUGUUAUCGUCAAUUAUAGUGACGUUGUGAAAUGAGAUACCUCUCACAUAGCUCAUGAGGUGGAGGUGGUGUUUUGGCUGUGAGGAAUUCUGGGGUCAUGGAUGGGACCUGCAACGCUUUUCACACAAGGGUGGAAACACAGAUGCAUGCUUUGGUUAUCUAGCUGUAGACAUUGACGUUUUUUCUUGCUUACUGAGUUGAUGUAUGAAGUUUGGGGGAGUUCAAUAGGGAAAAACCUUUCUGAAACGUUUUUGGAUUUGCACUGCCAGUGAAGCAAUUGUAUGUCAACUUGGCAACAACAGUGGCAGAUCAAACUGUAAUGCUAUACAGUAGGUCUUUGGGAUUGCUGUACUGAUGUCAUUAAGUUCGACCUCGGAAACGUUUGGCCUUUUGCAUGGAAUUCCACUGCUAUCACUAGUGCCUAGUUCACUUUAAUCUUUACUGUUGCUGAGGCACAAGACACUCACCAUCCACUGUAGGCCAGAGGUAAUUUAAGAUCAGCCGACAAUCUCCACUGCUAAAACUGAUACAUUUCUGCUGUUUUUUUAGCACUACAGAUCUGGUCUCAAAUCUCCUUGUCUCACUGGCAAUUCCUAAUAGAAAGAAUUUAACAUGGAAAAAAAAAA
Molecule: messenger RNA, 4058 nt
Organism: Electrophorus electricus (electric eel)
Lineage: Eukaryota; Metazoa; Chordata; Actinopteri; Gymnotiformes; Gymnotidae
Gene: cd99l2
Product: CD99 molecule-like 2
Source: RefSeq, a predicted model, not a curated record